Molecule: messenger RNA, 4170 nt
Organism: Maniola jurtina (meadow brown)
Lineage: Eukaryota; Metazoa; Arthropoda; Insecta; Lepidoptera; Nymphalidae
Gene: pea
Product: ATP-dependent RNA helicase DHX8
Exons: 15
Coding region: 161-4132 (1323 amino acids)
Biological process (GO): mRNA splicing, via spliceosome; spliceosomal complex disassembly
Cellular component (GO): catalytic step 2 spliceosome; intracellular anatomical structure
Molecular function (GO): RNA helicase activity; ATP binding; RNA binding
Source: RefSeq, a predicted model, not a curated record
AGACGAGAGAGAAAAAAAAAAUUGACUUGAAUAACACUAAACACAUCCACACAAUAAAAUAAAAUUUAAUAAUUAUUAUUUUCUUUUGAAAAUCGCAGACCACUGUGAAAAUAAAAUCUGUGAUCGACUUAACUAAUUGUUAAAUAUUUUAGUCUAAAAUAUGGACGAGGUUGCAAAAUUAGAGCACCUCUCUCUUGUGUCUAAGAUUUGUACAGAAUUGGAUAACCACUUGGGCUUGAAUGACAAAGAUCUAGCUGAAUUUAUCAUCGACUUAGCAGACAAAAAUCCAACCUUCGACAACUUUAAAAAGGCUUUAGUCGACAAUGGAGCGGAAUUCUCGGACUCGUUUAUGACGAAUUUGCUUCGUAUAAUUCAGCAUAUGAAGCCUAUUGGUAGUGAAAGCGAGAAAAGUGAUCAGAACAAUAAAUCAUCGCACCCUUUGGCUGCAAAGUUUCCGGGCUUGGCCAUACCUAAUGACAAACCUGCAACAUUCUCUUCAGAUGAUGAAGGUGAAGAAGAGGCAAAGGAUGAUCAAAAAAACAAAAGAAUCACAUCAAAGGAUAUAUUUAAAAAUGAGUCAAAAACAAAAGAAUUGUGUAGUGUGGUUGAUGAUGCAAUGGCUGCAUUAGAGGCUUUAGCCCCUUCAAAAAGUGGUACAAAAGAUGAGUCAAAGCAUGACGUUAAGAAAAGAGAACACAGUCAAGAUAGAAAAGACGGUAAGAAAGAUAGCACAGUAAAUAAGAAAAGGCGAAGCAGGAGUAAAGAUAGAAGUAAAAGCAGAGAAAGAGAUAAAAGGAGUCAUAGUAGGGAGAAAAAAAGAGUUAGGAGUCAUAGCAGAGAUAGAGAAAGGAGCCGGAGUAGAGACAGAGAUAGAAAAAGAUCUAGAAGUCGUCAGCGCCACAGAUCUAGGUCAAGAGAUAGGUCUAGAAGGUCUAAGGACAGAUCUAGGUCUAAAGAUAGGUCUAGAAGGUCAAAAGACAGAUCUAGGUCCAGAGGUAGGUCCAGAAGGUCAAAGGACAGGUCCAGGUCAAGAGAUAGGUCUAGACGGUCAAAGGACAGAUCCAGGCAUUCACAGUCAAGAGACAGGUCUAAAAGGUCACGGUCAAGAGACAGGUAUAAGGGAGGCAGGGCAAAGCACAGGAAGUCUAGGUCUCAUUCUCGGGACAGAGAAGUCAAGAAUAGGUACAGGGAUAAUGAUUAUGAAAGGAAGCCUCUAAGGAAGAAGAGUCCAGAUGUGGAGAUCAGCGAUGAUCCAGAGCCAGGAAAGAUAUACAGCGGACGAGUGGCCAACAUAGUGCCGUUUGGAUGUUUUGUACAAAUGGAGGGCUUGAGGAAGAGAUGGGAAGGUCUGGUCCACAUCUCACAGCUCAGGUCAGAGGGCAGGGUCACCAAUGUGUCUGAUGUGGUCUCUAGAGGAGACAAGGUCAAGGUUAAAGUUCUGUCUGUGACUGGACAAAAAGUGUCGCUUACAAUGAAGGAUGUUUGCCAAGAAACUGGCAAGGACUUGAACCCAGCAUCUCAUGCACACUUGGAGGCUGAACGUGAAGGUCGCAACCCGGACAGGCCUCCGCCCGCGGCCACGGUGCUGGCGGGGCUGCAGAGCGGCAUCGACCCUGACGAGGACUCCAGCCGGAAGCGAGUCACGAGGAUCUCCAGCCCCGAGAGAUGGGAGAUUAAACAGAUGAUAUCAUCAGGGGUGAUCGACAAGAGUGAGCUACCAGAUUUCGACGAAGAAACCGGCCUCCUGCCCAAGGACGAAGAUGGCGAAGCGGAUAUUGAGAUUGAACUCGUGGAAGAGGAACCUCCCUUCCUGCAAGGCCACGGGAGAGCGUUACACGACCUGUCGCCUGUGAGGAUCGUGAAGAACCCUGAUGGGUCGUUGGCACAAGCGGCCAUGAUGCAGUCUGCCUUAGCCAAGGAAAGGCGGGAACAGAAAAUGCUGCAAAGGGAACAAGAGAUGGAGAGUCUACCAACUGGCUUGAACAAAAACUGGAUAGAUCCCUUACCCGAGGCAGAUGGCAGGACCCUCGCAGCCAACAUGAGGGGCACCGGGAUAGCUCCUCAGGACCUGCCGGAGUGGAAGAAGCAUGUGAUUGGAGGCAAGAAGUCAUCCUUUGGCAAGAAGACCAACUUGUCUUUGUUGGAGCAGAGACAAUCGCUGCCUAUUUACAAGUUGAGGGAUGAGUUGACUAAGGCGAUAUCAGACAACCAAAUCCUGAUCGUGAUUGGUGAGACUGGAUCCGGAAAGACGACUCAAAUAACGCAGUACGUGUGCGAGUGCGGGCUGGCGGCGCGCGGGCGCGUGGCGUGCACGCAGCCGCGCCGCGUGGCCGCCAUGUCCGUCGCCAAGCGAGUCGCCGAGGAGUUCGGCUGCAGAUUGGGCCAGGAAGUCGGGUAUACCAUUCGUUUUGAGGACUGCACGGGACCUGAUACUGUUAUCAAGUACAUGACAGACGGUAUGUUGCUUCGCGAAUGCCUAAUGGAUCUAGAUCUCAAAAGCUAUUCCGUCAUCAUGUUGGACGAAGCUCACGAAAGAACCAUUCACACAGACGUGCUAUUCGGCCUCCUCAAACAAGCCGUGCAAAAGAGGCCUGAGCUCAAACUCAUAGUCACCUCAGCUACAUUAGACGCUGUGAAAUUCUCCCAAUACUUCUUUGAAGCGCCUAUUUUUACCAUACCUGGUAGAACUUUCCCUGUAGAAGUCUUGUAUACUAAGGAACCUGAGACGGAUUAUUUGGACGCGUCUUUGAUCACGGUGAUGCAAAUACAUUUGCGGGAACCUCCGGGGGAUAUACUCUUGUUUUUGACCGGUCAAGAGGAGAUCGAUACCGCGUGCGAGAUUUUGUACGAAAGAAUGAAGUCUUUAGGACCUGAUGUACCAGAACUAAUAAUUCUGCCGGUGUAUUCUGCGUUGCCGUCCGAAAUGCAGACAAGGAUCUUCGAGCCGGCGCCGCCUGGGUCUAGGAAGGUGGUGAUAGCCACUAACAUAGCAGAGACGUCGCUAACGAUAGACGGAAUCUACUACGUGGUGGAUCCAGGGUUCGUGAAGCAGAAGGUGUACAAUUCAAAGACUGGGAUGGAUUCGUUGGUUGUCACUCCGAUAUCACAAGCAGCGGCAAAGCAGCGAGCUGGUCGCGCGGGCCGCACCGGGCCGGGCAAAACGUACCGCCUGUACACGGAGCGCGCGUACCGCGACGAGAUGCUGCCCACACCCGUGCCCGAGAUACAGCGAACCAACCUCGCUACUACUGUGCUACAACUGAAAACUAUGGGCAUCAACGAUCUGCUACACUUUGACUUCAUGGACGCGCCGCCGGUGGAGUCCCUCAUAAUGGCACUAGAACAGCUGCACUCGCUCUCUGCACUGGAUUCCGAGGGGCUGCUUACACGACUGGGGCGACGGAUGGCGGAAUUCCCCCUGGAGCCGAACCUGUCGAAGAUCCUCAUCAUGUCGGUAGCGUUGCAGUGCUCCGACGAGAUCCUCACCAUCGUGUCGAUGCUCAGCGUGCAGAACGUGUUCUACCGGCCCAAGGACAAGCAAGCUCUGGCCGACCAGAAGAAGGCCAAGUUCAACCAACCUGAAGGUGACCAUCUGACCCUACUGGCCGUGUACAACAGCUGGAAGAACAACAAGUUCUCCAACGCCUGGUGCUACGAGAACUUCGUGCAGAUCAGAACUCUGAAGCGCGCGCAAGAUGUGCGUAAACAGCUGCUCGGCAUUAUGGACAGGCAUAAACUUGACGUGGUGUCAGCGGGUAAGAAUACGGUGCGCAUCCAGAAAACGAUCUGUUCGGGCUUCUUCCGCAAUGCUGCCAAGAAGGACCCGCAAGAGGGGUACCGCACACUCGUCGACAGCCAAGUGGUCUACAUACACCCCUCCAGCGCGCUGUUCAACAGGCAACCGGAAUGGGUUAUUUACCACGAGUUGGUGCAAACCACCAAGGAGUACAUGCGAGAAGUGACCACAAUAGACCCUAAAUGGCUGGUGGAGUUCGCACCCGCCUUUUUCAAGUUCUCCGACCCCACCAAACUGUCCAAAUUCAAGAAGAACCAGAGAUUAGAACCUUUGUACAAUAAGUACGAAGAACCUAACGCCUGGAGAAUAUCCAGAGUCCGAAGACGUAGAAAUUAGGGUUAUUUUAUUGGUUAAAUAAAAAUGUGAUUAAGUGA